This is a messenger RNA of Cyprinus carpio (common carp), 1015 nucleotides long. RefSeq lists its product as uncharacterized. Lineage: Eukaryota; Metazoa; Chordata; Actinopteri; Cypriniformes; Cyprinidae. The transcript is spliced from 14 exons. Bases 35 to 1015 code for a protein of 326 amino acids. The record is from RefSeq and is a predicted model, not a curated record.
UUCCUUUGCAGUCAUUCCAAAGACUUCCAAAGAGAUGCCAUGUCAGGCUGCUGAUGUGGACAAAUGCAGUUCCUUUGCAGUCAUUCCAAAGACUUCCAAAGAGAUGCCAUGUCAGGCUGCUGAUGUGGACAAAUGCAGUUCCUUUGCAGUCAUUCCAAAGACUUCCAAAGAGAUGCCAUGUCAGGCUGCUGAUGUGGACAAAUGCAGUUCCUUUGCAGUCAUUCCAAAGACUUCCAAAGAGAUGCCAUGUCAGGCUGCUGAUGUGGACAAAUGCAGUUCCUUUGCAGUCAUUCCAAAGACUUCCAAAGAGAAGCCAUGUCAGGCUGCUGAUGUGGACAAAUGCAGUUCCUUUGCAGUCAUUCCAAAGACUUCCAAAGAGAUGCCAUGUCAGGCUGCUGAUGUGGACAAAUGCAGUUCCUUUGCAGUCAUUCCAAAGACUUCCAAAGAGAAGCCAUGUCAGGCUGCUGAUGUGGACAAAUGCAGUUCCUUUGCAGUCAUUCCAAAGACUUCCAAAGAGAUGCCGUGUCAGGCUGCUGAUGUGGACAAAUGCAGUUCCUUUGCAGUCAUUCCAAAGACUUCCAAAGAGAUGCCGUGUCAGGCUGCUGAUGUGGACAAAUGCAGUUCCUUUGCAGUCAUUCCAAAGACUUCCAAAGAGAAGCCAUGUCAGGCUGCUGAUGUGGACAAAUGCAGUUCCUUUGCAGUCAUUCCAAAGGACUGUGUUCAUGAUCUUGUCCCUGAAGAAAUGUCAAGUUUAGAAAAAUGUGUCACAUGUGGAGGACCCUUUUCACCUCUGAAAUGGUCAGGGGUGAGGUGUAAAGUUUGCUAUGAGUCCUGGCACAAAAAGUGCUAUGUUAAGCACAAGGUGAACAUCACUGAACCUCUUCCAGUAGUAAGUGUUUUAGUAGAAUUAUUCUCAGUGAAAUGCUUUCCAAGUACACAAAAUAUAAAUGUAUUUUUUAAUCAUUAUCAGGUUUGUGAAGAACAAAGUUCAAGUGAGAUGUUGCUCAAGUUUUAA